AGAUAGACUUAAAAAUAGAAAGAAUUAAAAUGAAAGCAAAUCGAUAGUGCAGAGCUUCUUAAACUCUAGACUCAUAUUCAUUAGUAUGUGUUUCAGGGACAUUCUUAAAUCUUUGUAAAAAUCACAAAACAAGCUAAAAAUGACAGAUUGUUUUAUUUUCAUUGCAUUUUUGUUGUGAUAUGAAACACUAGUUAAUUCACUUAUUUUCUGCAUGGAUACCAACUUUUGUUGUUUUCAGUCCAGUAAUUUGGGUUUUUGAGCAUCCCAUACUUCUUAAAUAUUAAUUUUAUAUGUGUAAAAUACAGAUUUAUUAUAUUUAAAUUUAUUUUGUAAGUAUUUAAACCACUGUAUAUUUGAACAUAUACUGCUGAAUUUUCACAUUCUUCACUUUUUAUUACUACUGUCUCGUACUUUUUUUGGAAGUUGUACUUGGUAUAUUUUGUACUUGGUAUAUUUAUUUCAAAAAAAAGGUACAAUUACAUAAAUAGGUAAGCUGGAACGCAAACAAUUAUUCACCCUUAAAUAGGAGGUUAGAUACUGUUUUUGUGUACUAGAGAGCACUCCUACAGUUUUCUGUCAUUUGAAUCAUACGACUGAUAAAGUAAUUGCGUUUGAGAAAUAAUCUUAAUUUAAGUAAUCUUUAUAAAUCUUAAAAUCUUCAGUCUUGAGAAAUUAAGAUACAUGAGGGGUGGGUCAGUGACUAAGGAAAUAUACAGGCCAUAUAAGAGAAUGCCAUAUAAAUUCUAAAUAGUACUAAUUAAAGAAAAUAUUGUAUACAUAUAACUUAUUAAUAUCUUCAGAAAAGUUUUAGAGGUAUCUGUAAGAUUAGAACAGGACACCAAGGAAAGGCACCAUGAGAAUAGAAAAUAAUCUCUUAGAGUAUUACAUAAUUGCUCUCUUAGAUUAUUGUGCUUUCUUAGAGUAUUAUUACUACAUAAUAACCUCUUAGAUUAAAGCAUAAUUGCUUAAAUACCUAAUUCAAUGGAAAAGUUGGAAGAUAAACUCCCAGGUAGUAGAACAAAAAACAAACAAACAAACAAAAAAAAUGGCUUCCAGGGUCCAACUGCUGAAGUGCUCAAAAUAAGUUCAUUGCUGAGAGCCUUCUUCGGAUUGCACAUUUUUGAUUACUUCUUAUUGCGGUCUGCAGAGGAUCCUGGGAGACCCUCAAGCCACGCAAUGGCAGGCGCUUUGCCGGAGACAGUGACCUUCGAGGAGGUAGCUGUGAACUUCAGCUCUGCAGAGUGGGCUUUGCUGAAUCCAUCCCAGAAGCAGCUCUACAGAGGUGUGAUGUGGGAGACAUUGAUGAAUAUUAAUGCUAUAGGAAGAACACAGCAUAACCAGCAAAUUGAAGAAGAAGACAAAAAUUCCCCAAGAAAUCUACGAUAUGAUGAAGACAAUUAUUUGCAAUUAGAAGAGAAGGUGUAUAAAUGUGAUGAAUAUGGAAAAGACUGCAGUGAUUGCCUGUCCUUUGAAAAGCAUGAAGUGAGAAAGACUGGAGAGAAACUCUAUGAAUAUGAACAAUGUGGGGAGGCUACAUUUCAUCAUAGUGAACCAACUCACCCUGCAGACAAAACUUUUGUAGGUAAGAAAAGUGUGAAAGCUUCAAGAACAACCACUGGUGCUGAAAUCUAUAGAAGAAAUUGCAGUUGGGGAUAUGCAAACUUAUACAAGCACCGUGAGACUAGUUUUGUUCCUUCAUAUUAUACUCACAUACAUGAGAGAAGAAAUCCUGGAGAGAAACCUCAGUUAACUAAGAAAUAUGUAAAAGCAUUAGCUCUUAGUAAUUUCUUUCAAAAACAUGAAAAAAGUCACACUAUGGAGACAGUUUAUGCAUGUAAGCAGUGUGGGAAAGCAUUCAGCACACACAAUCACUAUCAAAGUGACAGAAACAUUCCUACUGUGGAGACACACUAUGUAUGUAAGCAAUGUGGGAAUACUUUCAUUCAAAAUGGUGACCUUCUUGUACAUAAAAGAAUUUACACUGGGGAGAAACCCUAUGGAUGUAAGCAGUGUGGGAAGUCUUUCAGGAAAGAUGGUAAACUUAGCAUACAUAAAAGAACUGACACUGGGGAGAAACCCUAUGCAUGUAAACAAUGUGGGAAAACAUUCAGUCGAAAUGGUUUCCUUCUUGCACAUAAAAGAAUUCACACUGGGGAGAAACCUUAUGUAUGUAAGCAAUGUGGGAAAGCAUUCCGUCAAAAGUGUGCCCUUAGAGUACAUGAAAGAAUUCACACUGGGGAGAAACCUUAUGUAUGUAAGCAAUGUGGGAAAUGUUUCAGUGAAAGUAACAAUUUGCAAGUACAUCACAGAAGUCACACUGGGAAGAAACCCUAUGUAUGUAAGCAAUGUGGGAAAUCUUUCAGUCGAAAUUAUGCCCGUAGAGUACAUGAAAGAAUUCACACUGGGGAGAAACCUUAUGUAUGUAAGCAAUGUGGGAAAUGUUUCAGUGAAAAUAGCAAAUUGCAAGGACAUCACAGAAUUCACACUGGGGAGAAACCCUAUUUAUGUAAGCAAUGUGGGAAAACAUUCAGUCAAAAUAGUAGCCUUAGAGUCCAUGAAAGAAUUCACACUGGGGAGAAACCCUAUGUGUGUAAGCAAUGUGGGAAGUCUUUCAGUCAAAAUGGUCACCUUCUUGUACAUAAAAGAAUUCACACUGGGGAGAAACCGUAUGUAUGUAAUCAAUGUGGGAAAGCAUUCAGUCAAAAUAGUAGCUUUAGACUCCAUGAAAGUAUUCACACUGGGGAGAAACCCUAUGUGUGUAAGCAGUGUGGGAAAUCUUUCAGGAAAAAUAGUAAACUUACCAUACACAAAAGAGUUCACACUGGAGAGAAACCCUAGGUACGUAAGCAGUGCAGGAAAUGUUUCAGGAAGAGUGAUAAUCUUAAAGUCCAUGAAAGAAUUCCCACUGGGGAGAAACCCUAUGUAUGUAAGCAAUGUGGGAAAACAUUCAGUCAAAAUAGGAGCCUUAGAAUCCAUGAAAGAAUCCACACUGGGGAGAAACCUUAUGUAUGUGAGAUAUGUGGAAAAAGAUAUGCUGGUAAGUCCACACUUUGUAGACAUAGAAGAUUCCACACUGAGGAGAAACCCUAUGUAUGUAAGCAAUGUGGGAAAUCUUUCAACCGACAUGGUUACCUUCUUGUACAUGAAAGAAUUCACACUGGGGAGAAACCUUAGGUAUGUAAGCAGUGUGGGAAACCUUUCAGUCAUAAAUGUACCUUGCAAAGACAUCACAAUUCACAGUGGGGAGAAACCUACGUAACCAUUGAUGUGGGAUAGCAUUCAGCAGACACAAUCACUGCAAAACUCAUGGAAGAAAUCCCACUGGGGGAAAACAUAUCUGUGUGGAAAUUUCAAAAAUCAUUUGCUGAUAAUGGCAAUUUUUGUUGAGGUAGAAGAUCCCACACUGGGGAGAAACACUAUGCAUGUAAGAAAUGUGGGAGAUCAUUCUGCCACCAGAGUAAUUGUCAAAAACUUGAAAGAGGGGGCUGGGGAUUUAGCUCACCGGCAAAGCGCCUGCCUGGCAAGCGCAAGGUCGUGAGUUCGGUUCCCGG
Molecule: messenger RNA, 3551 nt
Organism: Chinchilla lanigera (long-tailed chinchilla)
Lineage: Eukaryota; Metazoa; Chordata; Mammalia; Rodentia; Chinchillidae
Product: zinc finger protein 431-like
Exons: 2
Coding region: 982-2838 (618 amino acids)
Biological process (GO): regulation of transcription by RNA polymerase II
Molecular function (GO): DNA-binding transcription factor activity, RNA polymerase II-specific; RNA polymerase II cis-regulatory region sequence-specific DNA binding
Source: RefSeq, a predicted model, not a curated record